GUAUCACGUGACUUCAUUCAAAUUAAAUUAUUCAUUGGCUUAUUGUCUUCUUUCCCGAGUCUUUUCCAGUUUUCUUUCUCAUCUUCAAUCAAGAAAGAAACAAAUGGCAGCUGCUCCACCAGGCUAUGCACCUCAGCCCGGAUAUGCUCCUCAACCUGGCUAUGCCCCAGCUCAGCCCGGCUACCCUCCUCCUCCACCAGGUCCCCAGCCACAACAAGUUCAAUGGAUGCCAGCUCCCCAGCAAGGUCCUCCAGGCUGUCCUCCUGGUCUAGAAUACCUCACACAAGUUGAUCAGCUUCUGGUUAAUCAACAGAUUGAACUACUAGAGAUAAUGACUGGAUUUGAGACUCAAAACAAGUACAAGAUACGUAAUUCUCUGGGACAGCAGGUCUACUUUGCUGCUGAAGAUUCUGAUUGCUUGACACGUCAGUGUUGUGGACCCUCUCGUCCUUUUGCCAUGCAAAUCCUUGACAAUAACCAGAGAGAAGUCAUCCAUCUUGAGAGACCAUUGCGCUGUUCCUCCUGGUGUUGCUUCUGUUGUCUCCAGACAAUGGAGGUACAGUCUCCCCCUGGAACUGUCAUUGGUUACAUAGAGCAGGAUAUAAGCUUUGUGUAUCCUUGGUUCUCAUGAAGAAAUGCUGAUAGAGAGACUGUUCUCAAAAUCAAGGGACCACUCUGCCCUUGCAAAUGUUGUUGGGAUGUGGAGUUCCAAGUAUUGUCAGCUGAUGGUACACAGGAGGUUGGUAAGAUCAGUAAGAAAUGGUCUGGGCUAGCUAAAGAGUAUUUCACUGAUGCUGACAACUUUGGAGUCACAUUUCCUAUGGACUUGGAUGUGAAGAUGAAGGCUGUUACACUAGCUGCAACAUUCCUUAUUGACUUUAUGUUCUUUGAGGACAAUCAAAACAACAGAAACAAUUAGAUAUGUUUUAUGCUGCAUUUAUUGCUAAACGAUAAAGAUAAACAAAGGAAAUAAUAUUAUUAUUGUUUAACUUGUCUAUUUGUCAUUCGUCUUGUUCACUGUCAUCAUUAGUCGACUUGCUAUCUAUCA
Messenger RNA from Amphimedon queenslandica, 1048 nucleotides. RefSeq names its product phospholipid scramblase 2-like. NCBI's taxonomy places the organism in Eukaryota, Metazoa, Porifera, Demospongiae, Haplosclerida, Niphatidae. Gene Ontology annotation, biological process: plasma membrane phospholipid scrambling. The record is from RefSeq and is a predicted model, not a curated record. Gene Ontology annotation, molecular function: phospholipid scramblase activity. The transcript is spliced from 10 exons. Gene Ontology annotation, cellular component: plasma membrane. Bases 104 to 631 code for a protein of 175 amino acids.